Molecule: messenger RNA, 945 nt
Organism: Zychaea mexicana
Lineage: Eukaryota; Fungi; Mucoromycota; Mucoromycetes; Mucorales; Lichtheimiaceae
Exons: 4
Coding region: 103-864 (253 amino acids)
Source: RefSeq, a predicted model, not a curated record
UUGAUGUAUUAACCGAUAUUGACACAAAUUGUACUAAUUGGAUAAUGUAUUACCAACAUCAAAAAAAAAUUAAAUUAGUCUGCCAAAGCAACCAUUGCCAAUAUGACAAAAUCACAUGCGCAAGAGAAAUCCGAGUGGCAAGAAGAGUUAAGGACAAACACGCAGAAACAUCAAAAUGAGCUGCAGGUAGUCCAGACGCAAAUGGAAAGCGAGCGCGAGCGGGCCAAACGGAACGAGGCGGAGAUGCAGCGGGUCGACGACGAAAUGCGUCGUCUGCAAUCGUCUGGCGACAAGGAAGAGGAAUUGCGAGUGAUGAAAAUAUCUUACGAGAAAAUGAUCAGUGCCAAGGACAAGGAAAUCGAAGAAGUCGAAGAAAGACUUCGAGAGCGCAUGGCCAAAGAUGCACGAAACGGUGAUAUACAACAACACAUGGCAAAGAAGGAGGUUGAAUGGGAACGGAAAAUGCAAGCGGUGGUUUCACAACAUCAAAAGGAACUGACAGUUUUGCACCAGACGCAGCAAAAGUUGUUGGACAUGAAGGACAAAGAGUUGGAAGACUUUUCAUAUCGAUUACGGACUGUAACAAGCGCACAGCAAAAAGAUCUGGAGAAACUGCAUCAAGCACACCGGGCCAAGAUUGCAGAGAUGGAGGAAGUUAGUAGAGCACUCACCGAUAAAUUCAACGGCAAUGCUAUGGAAUUGCGAUGGGCAACCCAAGAAAAUACCGAAAAUGAGGCCAAAAUUAGGGAUCAGGCGAACACGAUAGCUCAGUUACUGAACGAACGAGACCAGUACCGUGAAGAAAAUGUAAAAAUGUUGAGCGUAAUUAACACCCUGAGACAGCAACAGCAGCUGCGGCAGUAAAAUAAUAUCUUUGUGUGCACACCACUACUGUGUGUGGUUUUUUUCUGUUUUUCUACGUUCGAACACCCGGUUGAAGGGGGG